GCCCACAAUGAAUCUGGGAGAGUCUUAGCCGAAACGAGCUAAUGCCUCUAUGGGCGGAUUUAUUUGAUUUAUCGUGAUUUUUUUAAUCGCGUUUUCCCCAAACUUACAAAAACUAAAGUUUUCACAUCAUUACGGAUGAAGUUUAAUCAGCUCAAGUAGAUCUGACCUAUCUCCGAGUUUAGUUUGUCCGAUCGAUCGUAAUGUGGCUCAGAGGCUAAUCCUUGGACUUCAUUCAAUACGAAUUCACCUAAAAGCGCUUGGUUUGGGCGAGCGGACCUGUGUUAACAACUACAAACGAGAAUGACAGAGUACAAGUUGGUAGUUGUCGGAGCUGGUGGUGUUGGAAAAAGUGCCCUGACCAUCCAGCUCAUUCAAAAUCACUUUGUAGACGAGUAUGAUCCCACUAUCGAGGACUCGUACAGAAAGCAGGUCGUGAUCGAUGGGGAAACAUGUUUACUUGACAUACUGGACACCGCAGGUCAAGAAGAGUACAGUGCCAUGAGAGACCAAUAUAUGAGGACAGGAGAAGGCUUUCUUUGUGUAUUUGCCAUCAACAAUGUCAAGUCUUUUGAGGAUGUUCAUCUUUACAGGGAGCAGAUAAACCGUGUCAAAGACAGUGACAACGUCCCGAUGGUGCUGGUGGGCAAUAAAAGUGAUUUGGCUUCUCGUACCGUAGAGACGCGUCAAGCCCAAGAGCUCGCCAGAAGUUACGGAGUUCCAUUUGUCGAAACAUCGGCUAAGACAAGACAGGGAGUGGAAGAGGCGUUUUACUCUCUCGUGCGGGAGAUCAGAAAAUACAAGGAGACGAACCGCAGCAAUAAAAAGAGUAAAAAGCACACUCAAAGACGUUGCACGCUUUUAUAGCAAUACACACGCGUACAGCCUGGCACAGCACUCCUGUAAUAGCAAUGCACUCAAGAUCACACAUACACACACACACACUACUGUAGCAUCGCACAUGCAUACACACUUUGUUUUAUUGUCAGCCUGAAAUAUAGGAACCUAGCUGGCUGUGUGUGUUGUUUGUUUGUAUGUAUAUUGCAGGGUGGGUGAUUCAUUGAUUCUAAGCCUCAUUGAGAAUCGUCUGUCUGUGAAAUUGUUACGGAAGAAUCAUAUUUUGCCACAGUGACACAACAUUAUCCAGUAUAAUGCUAUGACCACUUGUAGCUAAAAAUUUGGCUGGAUAAAGUAGUCUAGUGAUUGUGUCACCAUUUUAUAAUCGUUCUUUUGUAACAUUGACCUUUCAUUUCUAAUUGAUUUAAAAAAUGGUGGCGGGAUAUACUUUAAGCCGGUAAUGGGUAACUGUAACUAAGUUAGCCUCGUUAUCCUCCCCAAACAUUUCAAAAAUCUUUCCAUUGUUUAUUUUGGAUUGUGGGAGGAGCAUUGCCUCAUGCAAAUUAGUAAAUGUGUGAGCCAAUCAGUCUGGUCUGUCUGACCACAUGGGCUUUUUUGGUGAUGGCCUGAAAACAAGGAAGCCGAGAAGUCCCCUGAAAUUUCUGAAACUCUGGGUAAGCCCAGUGAAAGUGUUUACCACAUUUCAAACCACUAACAUGUAUUCUAGUCCUCAGGAAAUGUGGCUAGCUCAUGUAUUGUGGGGUUAAUUUAGUAACUGAUCAGUAGGAUUUCUAGUACUCGGUAAAAUCUGCCAAGUUCCCAAAAGUGAUAAAUGAAGCCCACCUUUGCUUUUUUUAAAAAGUAUUUUAUGAUUUAGUCUUUUUUUAUAAUAAUGAAUAUUGAAUUGUUUAGUAACACUUAUCAGCAUUAUAUUUGGCAUUAACAUUUGAUGUAUUAUGAUGUGCAAAAUGCCAACUGUUCCUACCUGUGAUAAGGCAUUCAUGAACUGGGGGAGGGAGAGAGAUGUUUUUUAUUUAGAGAGAUAAUGGGUUUUGGCAAGGCUAAAUGUAUAAUCUGAACUUCUCAUUGAUACAUUCCUUUUGCCACAUUGAUGAUGAUGAUGAUACAACUGUAGUUAUAUGUUUUGUGAAUAAAGAGACUUUUGGCUAAA
Messenger RNA from Paramisgurnus dabryanus, 2005 nucleotides. The record is from RefSeq and is a predicted model, not a curated record. Lineage: Eukaryota; Metazoa; Chordata; Actinopteri; Cypriniformes; Cobitidae.